CACUGAGUAAACGGAGGACUUUCACUGGUGUCACAAGGACCGUUUUGGGAAUUAAAACACAGCCGUGGAAGUGUAAAGAGAUUUUCAGACAUGGUGCCAUCCAGCUCCUGAAGUUUUCAAAGGAUGCAUACAACACGCAGCCCUUCAUCCAUCCCGACAGGUGUCUCAGGAGAUGCCUUGGACCUCUGCUUGUCAGGCUCCCAGCUCUCUAUGUCCAAAAGACCCAGCAGUGCAUCGCCGGGGAAGUACUUCUCUCGCUCUGUGUCGGUUUCUGUGGCGAGUGACAGCAGAGGAAAACGCAACACCCUGGGUGAUGCCAGCUUUGGUAGCUCCCGCUCCAUUAAGAACCUGAGGCGCUCCAACAGCACCACUCAGGUUAAUCAGCAGGCCAACAUCAGUUUAAGUCAGGACCAGAGUGAGGACUACCUGGCUCUGUUUGACAGCAGCUCAGAUGGACGCAAGAAACUGGCCAGCCUCAGCAAAGCCUCACCGGACAGAACCACAUGGAACAUCCUGGACGAUCAGCCCAGAGCGUUCCCCCCGCACUCCAGCUCCCGCAGCACCGGCAGCAUGGACUCUCCCACCAGCCUGAAGAAAAGGGAGCCUGGCAUCGCUCUGGCUGCCACCUUCACUGCCAACAACAGGAGCAACAAGGGAGCUGUGGGGAACUCUGUCACCACCAUCUUACACAACAACUAUUCUGAGAAACCACUCACGCCCAAGAGCUCCAACCAGAGGCCGUCCUUCAAUAACAUCCUGAAGGCCACAGCGAACGACGAGGUGUCACAAGACAACAGCUCCCUGACAAAGUCCCAGAAGAAUUUCUCUUCAUCUCCCUCCACCUCAAACAACAAAUCUCCAGUGUCAGCGCAGCGCGGCAGCCCUGUCCUGCCCCGCAGGAGGGAAGUCACAGAGGAGGAGGCAGAGAGGUUUAUUCAGCAGGUGAACCAGGCAGCAGUCACCAUCCAGCGCUGGUAUAGACGCCACGCCAAGAGACGACACACUAACCAGGCGGCGCUCAAACGCAUCCUCGCCAGUAAAAGAAAGGAGUGGGAGGAGAGAACAGAGGAGGACAGUCGCCUGGAGCAGCAGCAGCAGAAAAAGGAUGAAGACAGGAGACGGAUCCGUGAAGAGAAAGCUCGUCUGGCUCGCCUGGCUGCCAUCCAGGAGCUGCAGCAGAAGAGAGCCCAGCGGGUUGCAGAGGUGCAGCAUGCAGCCGAGGUGGAGCUGGAAAACCUGAGGCAGACGGGUCCAGCUGGACGCAAGAAGCCACCCAAGAUUUCUCCCACCAACAAAAGUCCAGCGUCACCGAGCAACAACAGCCCGAUGUCACCCACAGACGUCAAAGCUAAGAACACAGACUCCAAUUUGAAUGUUGCGGCUGACUUAAGUGAGCUGAGCUUCAGAGCCAUUUCCCCGGCUUUGUCCAAUCACAGAGGCUCUCAGUGCUCACAGGAUCAGGACGACAGAGCAGAGGCAGACAUUUGUGUGGAGCAGCAGCAUCAGCAGAACGACAGGAAAUAUAUUCGUAAAGAGAAAGCUCGUCUGGCCCGCCUCGCUGCCUCGCAGGUCAACACACCUGAGGAGCUGCAGCAGAAGAGAGCCCACUGGGUCGCAGAGGCUCAGCAUGUAGGUGAGGUGGAGCUGGAGAGCUUGAGGCAGACAGGUGUCAUUGGACGCAAGAAGCCGCCCAGGAUUUCUCUCACCAACAAAAGUCCAGCAUCACCGAGCAACAACAGCCCGAUGUCACCCACAGAUGUGAAAGCUAAGAACACAGACUCCAACCUGAAUGUUGUGGCUGAGUUCGGUGAACUCUCCAGCUUCAGAGCUGUUUCUCCAGCUUUGUCCAAUUGCAGAGGGUCCCAGUGUUCACAGGAGAUCCUGCAGAGGUCUGUGAGCGUAGAGGACCAGCGGCAGGGAGCUCUGUCCAGCAGGGCUCAGUCUAAAACCACCCUGAACGAGCUGCUGGACACCCUGAAGCUGUUAGAGGAGGAGCCAGAGAGGCUGUCAGAGCCAAAGUGCUACAGCAAAGAGAAAUACGCCUGGAUAGACGAGGACGGAGACUCCAACUCUCUGACCACCGACAACCUGGAGCGUCACGGCCAGCUGAGUCACCAUCCUGCGCUGCCAGACGGGGGCGCCCUGCUCUCUGAGGCCAAGCUGCAGAGCAUCAUGAGCUUCCUGGACGAGAUGGAGAAGUCUGAACAGGAGAGACCGCGCUCGGUCACUUCAGGGUCGCACAGAGAGGCCGUGCUUUCAGAGGAGGAGCUGGCUGGCGUCGAGCAGGCGUCUGCCACUGCCGCCGAGGUCACCGGCUCCAUGAUGAGAAUCAAGCUAGAGCUGGAGGAGAAGAAACGCACAGUCAACAUGCUGCAGGCUGCACUGGCCCAGCAGAGGGAGCUCACAGUGAGACAUGUGAAGGAGACGGAGAAGGAGCUGAACAGAAACUUCCAGCUUCAGAAGGAACAAUAUGAAGCCACCAUCCAGAGACACCUCACAUUCAUUGAUCAGCUGAUCAAUGAUAAAAAGGCUCUGAGUGAGCGCUGUGAAGGAGUGGUGGGAGAGCUGAAGCAGGUGGACCAAAAGUACACCAAGAAGAUCGCACACAUGCAGGAGCAGCAUGAAAUGGUGUGGCAAAUUCUGGGUCCCUUGUGCGAGGAAAUCAAGAAGUUAAAAGAGCUAAUGAGCGCCACGGAGAAGAUCCGCCGGGAGAAAUGGAUUGACGAGAAAACCAAGAAGAUCAAAGAGAUCACAGUCAAAGGUCUGGAGCCAGAGAUCCAGAAGCUGAUUUCUAAACACAAACAGGAGCUGAAGAAGCUGCGGACGCUCCACGAGGCGGAGCUGCUGCAGGCAGACGAGCGGGCAGCCCAGCGCUACGUCCGCCAGUGUGAGGAGCUGCGGCAGCAGCUGGAGAGGGAGAAGGACGAGCAGUGUCAGAAGGAGAGGGAACUCGCCAAACAGAGGUAUGAGAAGCAGCUUCAGGAGGAGGAGCUGUCCCUGCAGCAGCAGAGGAGGCGUCUCUACAAGGAAGUUGCUGAUGAGAAAGAGCGUCUGGCUCAGCUGGCUGCAAGGCAGCGAGCUGAGCUGGAGGAUCUGCGGAGACAGCUGGAGGAGAACAGCUCCCUGGCUGGACGAGCCCUCAGAGAGGAGCUGGACAAGACGCGAGAGGAGCAGGAGAGGAGACACCAGGUGGAGAUGAAGUCAUUACAAGAGCGUCUGGAUAUUGAAAAGCAGACCUGGGAAGAAAACUACAAGAAAAAAGAGGAGGCGUGGCUUCUGAGCCGCGAACGCGAGCUCAAAGAAGAACUGCGACGAGAACGCGACAAAGAGAUCGAGCUCGCCAUCUGGACGCUGGAGGAGGAGACCAGCAAGGACAAAGAGGAGUGUGAGAGGGCAGCUGACAACAGGGUGAAGCGUGUGAGGGAAAAAUAUGAGACUGAGCUGAGGGAGCUGGAGCGCUCUGAGCGGGCAGCUGUGGAGAAACAACAAGAGCUGAGGAAGCAGCAGAUGGAGACGGAGGGAGAGCUGAUCAGACUGCAGGCAGCGCUCCAGCAGAAAGAACAGGAGACUGAAGACAUCACACAGACCCGGGACAAGCUGGUGGACGAGCGCCGCAGCCUGGCGGAGGUGAUACGUCAGGAGUUUGCCGACCGGCUGGUGGUGACGGAGGAGGAGAACCGCAGGAUGAAAGUGGAGGUGUCAGAAGUGCGAGCGAGGCUACGACUGGAGGUGGACAGGGUCACCAGGGAGAAGGAGGAGGAACUGGCUGAAGUCCACCAACGAGUGAAGUCGGCCAUCUUGAAGAAGGAAGAAACUGUCAAUAAUCUCCGGAAGCAGCAUGAGGCUGCCCUGAAGAGGGCGGAUCACCUGGAGGCCCUGUGGGAACAGCAGAGGAAGCAGCUGCUGGAGAAGUGACUGACUGACAGGAAGGCUUUAUACGUCUGGACCCCCUCUGCCCCCCCCCUCACCACCACCACACCCCCCUCCGCUCUGAGCUCUCUCCAUUGUGUCGCUCAACCCCCGACCUGAUUUUUUUCUCUUACCUUUGGAUGUUGUUGUUCCUGCCAGCAAGACAGAACCUGUGGAACGUCAGAAGGUUGAACAAGCGACUGAACCUUGUCCUACCUCAUUUGAAAAACACAAAAUGGGGAAAUGCACUGGGCCUCACUGUACAGCCCCCCCACCCGCCCCACUACUCCCCCAGGCAUGAAGGAGCGAGCUGUGUUGGAACUUCCCUAAUUUAAAUGCCACAGACCAGGUGGCACCACAUGAAAAGACUACAGAUGGACUUCCCUUUCUUCUUCUACUCUUUCCAGAGAAGGAUUGCAUUAGUUUUUUGUGACUGUCCCCCCCUCCUCCUCCUCUUCCCCCCCUCUCUCUGGAGCAGGAACGCCUCCAUGUUCCCCACAGAGUUGCCACGGAGAACAGUUCCAGAUGUUUCUGAAACCAGCCCGGGCCUGCGCUGGUGUACAGUGGGAGAAGGUGGGGGGGUUUGCUCUUUGUGAGGGACCACUUAGAGCCAAGAGCUCUGAUCAGUUAGCAUCAGCGCUUCAGUGUUAGCUUGUGUUUGUUCCACGUCGAGCUCCCGGUGCCCCCUUUUAUCUGCUGAGUCAUGUGUUUUGUCCCCUGAAGGCGAGUGCUAAUUACACGAUCUGUAACCUCUGCCCUGCUGCAGCCCUGUGACUCGCUCUGAACAGUUUGUUGUGUGUGUCUUAAACCAAAGUUUGGAUCUAACAAAGAAGAAGAGGUGAUGUACUAACACUGGUUACAGACUAAAGUUAGAGAGCAUGUAGAAUGUGGCUAGAAAGAGCGAUAGGAUGAGACUGAAAGGAAAAGGAGUGAAGAAAAAUGGGACGUCUGAUGGCAUGUUUGAGGUCAAAGACAUGAUUGUAGAGCAGCUUUGAAAGUUUCUGAAUGUGAGGAAGAAAGAAGAAGAAGAGGGAGGGUCGGGGGGUUGGAGGGAAGAAGGAAUGUGCGUAGAAAAUGUUUAUAGGAUUAGGAAAGCAGAGCUGGGACAGAGCAGUGGUAGGAGGGUUUGAGGGGGCACAAGGCAUGUGACCAGAGGUAUGUUAAAAGCCAUAUAGGUUUCGCUCGGCCUGAUUCAGAGGCCGACUGUGACAAAACGCAUCAAACUCAACAGGCAGAAGGGGCCUGGAGUCACACACAUGUGUUAACUAUCUGUGUUUGGAUGCUGCAGCGCUGUGUUGUAAUUCUCUCAGGAGCCACCACCUCUCAGCACUUCCACAUGUGAACUUCAUUGAUUUUGUUUUGCUUCUUUUUUAAUUUCAUGGUCCUUUAUGGAAACAAACAAGAGACAGUGUUCGAAAUUUAACAGCCUCUGAAUAUUUAAUAUAGAAAUUUAGACAACAUUGAAUUCAUGCACUGAAAUACUUUGAAAACCAUAUAUCUGAAUUAAUUUGUUCUGAAAUCAUUCAUUCAUUCUCAUUAAAAUAAAAAAA
Messenger RNA from Epinephelus lanceolatus (giant grouper), 5459 nucleotides. It is a transcript of the gene cep131, whose product is annotated as centrosomal protein 131. The record is from RefSeq and is a predicted model, not a curated record. NCBI's taxonomy places the organism in Eukaryota, Metazoa, Chordata, Actinopteri, Perciformes, Serranidae. Gene Ontology annotation, biological process: regulation of centrosome duplication; cilium assembly; intraciliary transport involved in cilium assembly. Gene Ontology annotation, cellular component: centriolar satellite.